This is a messenger RNA of Chelonia mydas (Green sea turtle), 5920 nucleotides long. RefSeq names its product cartilage intermediate layer protein 2 (gene CILP2). Lineage: Eukaryota; Metazoa; Chordata; Testudines; Cheloniidae. The record is from RefSeq and is a predicted model, not a curated record. The coding region runs from base 177 to 3926 and encodes 1249 amino acids. The transcript is spliced from 9 exons.
CCUGCCAGAGCGGGAUCCCAGCGCAAACCAAUGGUGGAGGGAGCGGGGGACAGGCCUCCUAUAUAGCCCGGAGACUCCGCUGGGCUCCCAGUCCGCCCCGAGCCGGCUCCAGGAGCGCCCCGCCCCGCGCAGCCGGAGCUCCCGGAGGAGGGUUAUUCGGAGCCCGGCGCAGCGGGAUGGUGCCGCUCACGCCGGCCCUGCUGCUCUUCGCCGCCAGCCUGGCCCUGGCCCUGGCCCGAGAGCCCCUGAAGGAUGAUUCCCGACCGGCCAAGACCAAUGUGCUGGGGAAACACCAGAAAAAGAGGCCUGGUGGAAAGCCUCUCAGCCUGGACACAGCAGGCGCCACCGAGUGGACCUCCUGGUUCAAUGUGGACCACCCUGGCGGGGAGGGCGAUUACGAGAGCCUGGAGGCCGUCCGCUUCUACUACCGGGAGCGGGUGUGCACCCGGCCAGUCUCCAUCCAAGCCCGCACCACCGAGUGGGAGCUGCCUGAGGAUGUGGGCGAGAUUGUGCACUACAGCCCCGACAAGGGAUUCUGGUGCAUCAACCGGGAGCAGCCAGGGGGCAGAACUUGCUCCAACUACCACGUCCGCUUCCUGUGCCCCGUGGAGCACGACGACUGGUCGCACUGGUCAGCCUGGAGCGCCUGUUCCAGAACCGCCUGCGGGGGCAGCGGGCUCCAGACCCGACAGCGCAGCUGCCUCCACAGCCAGCCCCUGUCGCUGCUGCAGCUGCCCAAGUGUGCAGGGAAAGCCACGCAGCGGAGGGGGUGCAGCGGCGGGCCCUGCGCAGAUGCUGGGUGGAGCGAGUGGGGCGCCUGGAGCCCCUGCUCCAAGAGCUGCGGUAGCGGUGGGAAGCGAGUCCGGCAUCGGAGCUGCAAGAAAUCCAAGAGGUCCCGCUGCGUCGGCCGCCCCUCGGACGUGCAGAAAUGCGCCCGGACACCCUGCUCAGCCUGCCAGCUGAGCUGCGCCGAGGGCAAGGUGAGCAAGAACUGCAGCAGUUGCACGUGCCAGGACCACACCCUGGUGGGCACCGUCCUGAGCACCGAGGGGGCUGCCCUCGCCAAUGCCCGGGUCUCCCUCAAGGCCAAGCCACAGGCCGUGCUGGCCAGGACCGACCGCCGGGGCGGCUUCAGCAUCCGGGGGGUCUGUGCCGGCAGCGGGGCCAAUGUCAGCGUCCAGCUGGAGACGUUCGCCCCGGGCGAGGCUCCGAUUGUCUCCAACGGCUCCAGGACAUCGUCAGUGCAGGUCACGCUGCAGAGGCUGGAGAAGCCCUACAUGGUGAAGCACCCGGAGUCCAAGGUGCGGGUGGCAGGCCAGCGCGUGACUCUCUGCUGUGCAGCCUCCGGCACCCCCCGGCCCACGAAAUAUUACUGGUACCACAACGGGACGCUCCUGGACAGGAAACUCCACAAGUACAACAGCAGCUUGGUGCUGUGGGACCUGGGGCUGCACCAGGCCGGAUUCUAUCACUGCAAAGCCAGCACUGAUGUGGGCUCCAUCAAAUCCUCUCCCGCAUUCCUGACCGUGACUGCCCAGGGGCAGCCGAGCUGCAAGGCCGAGCCGGAGGAAUAUCUCAUCAAGCUGCCCAGCGAGUGCUUCCAGGAGGCCGGGCGCUCCCCAUACUACAAUGUGGGGCGUUGCCCCGACAUCCGCUGUGCUGGGAGCCUGAAGGAUGAGCUGCAGUGCCGGGACGGGGCAGGACGCUGCUGCAGGGUCCGGCGCAUGGAGGUGCGGGAGAUCCAGUGCGCCGGCUCCAUCCUGCCCAUCAAGGUGGUGGCCGAGUGUGGCUGUGAGAGGUGCGCCCGGCCCAAGAUCCUGGUGCACGGCAGGGUGACGGCAGCCGACGACGGGGAGCCGCUGCGCUUCAGCCAGAUCUUCCUGGGCAAAGAGAAAAUUGGCUUCACCAGCUACAAGGGCACCUUCGCCAUUGAUGUGCCCCCGGACACGCGGCGGCUCGUGGUCCGGUUCGUGGACCGGCUGCAGAAGUUUGUGGACACGGUCAAGGUCCUGCCCUUCGACCCCCGGGGCGGUGCCAUCUACCAGGACAUCAAGGUGAUGCGGAAGAAAGAGCCAGUGGACCUGGACCCCACGCAGGCCAAUACCAUCCUGCUGGGGGAGCUGGAGGGCCAGGAGCCGGUGGGGGAGAUGGUUAUACCAGCUGGCUCCUUCCUCCGGCCCGACGGGGAGGUGUACAAUGGCACCGUCAAGGCCAGCGUGACCUUCCUGGACCCCCGGGACGUCACCACGGUGGCUGCUGCCUCCAGCGACCUCAACUUCAUCAAUGCCGAGGGGGAUCUCGUCCCGCUGAGGACCUACGGCAUGUUCUCCGUGGACUUCCGGGAGAGCGAGUCCAACCAAGUGCUGCGGACGGGCCGGGUGGAGGUGCGGGUAGACGCGGAGCAGAUCCGCAUGCCCGAGCACCUCCAGAAGAUGAAGCUGUGGUCCCUGAACCCUGAGACAGGCCUGUGGGAGGAGGAAGGCGCCUUCCGCCGGGCCAAGGAGCGGCGGGGCAAGCGAGAGGAGAGGGCCUUCUUGAUCGGCAACGUGGAGAUCCGGGAGAGGCGGCUCUUCAACCUGGACGUGCCCGAGAGCCGCCGCUGCUUCGUCAAGGUCCGGGCCUAUGUCAACGAGAAGUUCAUCCCCAGCGAGCAGCUGGAGGGAGUGGUCGUCACCCUCAUCAACCUGGAGCCCGAGCCCGGCUACUCCUCCAACCCCCGAGCCUGGGGGCGCUUCGACAGCGUCCUCACCGGGCCCAACGGGGCCUGCUUGCCUGCCUUCUGCGAUGGCCAGCGGGCCGACGCCUACACGGCCUACGUCACCGCCACCAUGGGCGGGGAGGAGCUGGAGGCUGUGCCCUCCAGCCCCAAGCUCAACCCCAACGCCGUGGGAGUGUCCCAGCCCUACCUAAACAAGCUGGGCUACCGCCGGACGGACCACGACGACCCCAGCCUCAAGAAGACAGCCUUCAAGAUCAACCUGGCCAAGCCCAACCCCAACAACAUAGAUGAGGUCAACGGGCCCAUCUACGCCUACCGGAGCCUGAGGGAGUGUGAGGAGGCACCUGUAGCCGACAACCACUUCCGCUUCUACCGGGUGGAGGUGGACAAGUACGAGUACAACGUCGUGCCCUUCAAGGAGAGCGACCUGGCCUCCUGGACCGGGGACUACCUGUCCUGGUGGCCCAACCCCCAGGAGUUCAGGGCCUGCUACAUCAAGGUGAAAAUCAGUGGGCCCCAGGAAUACAUGGUGAGGUCCCGGAGCGUGGGCGGCAGCCACCCCCGGACACGUGGCCGGCUGUACGGCCUACGGGACACCCGCAGCGUCCGGGACCUGGAGAUCUACAACAGCUCUGCUGCCUGCGUGGAGUUCAAAUGCAGCGGGAUGCUCUUCGACCAGAGCCUGAUUGACCGCACCUUGGUCUCCAUCGUCCCUCAGGGCAGCUGCCGCCGCACCGCCAUCAACAGCCUCCUGCGGGAGUACCUGGGCCGCCACCCGCCGGUGGUGGAGAACAACGACACCACGGUCUUCAACAUGCUGGCGCCGGUGGACCCGCUGGGCCACAACUAUGGCAUCUACACGGUCACCGACCAGAACCCGCGGCUGGCCAAGGAGAUCGCCAUCGGCCGGUGCUUUGACGGCACGUCGGACGGCUUCUCCCGGGAGAUGAAGUCUGACAUGGGCACGGCCAUGACCUUCUACUGCCAGGAGAAGCCCGUCACCCAUCAGAGCUUCUUCCAGCGCCUGCUCAGCUCUCCCACAGACACCCUGACCGAGAUCCGCCGCGAGAUGAGAGGCAACGAGCAAUUGCGGGCUCCCUCCCAGGUGGUGGCCUACCCCGCUGGCCUCAGGACCGGGGUCUCCACCCAGACCCGACGGACCCCCAGCAGCCGGAGAAGGAUGGGCCUGAUCCGGGCUCAGCAAUGAGCAGCGCCAGUGCUGCUGCCCCCCAACUCACACAUGCCCCCCACGUCCCCACUCUGGUUUAAAGGCCCUUUCACAACAUGCCCUGGGGUCCCAACGCAGAGCACCACCUGGCCCCCCAUCCGAAAGCGUCCCCGCUCCCUCCCCACCCAAGUCACUGUCCCCCAUGGCUUCUCCCUAAACUCUGCUAGUGCCAGCGGGGGACGCCACCCCACAGACUUUCCUCACAUGAAGUGUCGGCGGGGGGCGGGGGGACCCUUGUUCCCGAUCACUAGAAAAAUCAGCUGAGAUGGGGGAAGCACAUCGUGGCUGGGAGCGGAGCCCAGAGCGGGACAGUCAGCAUCGGUUGCUGGUCUCUCCAAACCGACUCCUCCCUGCUACGUUCUCUCUGUCCUGCUGGUAACAUCCCAUGCCUGGGGCUCUCAAUGGCCCUGCGCUAGCGCGGGCCGGGGAGGCCUGGUGCCCGGUGUUAUCCAGCCGCCUGAGCUUCCCAGCAUUCAUGCAGUUAGCUCAGCCCCACACAUCUGCUCCCAAACCCUGGUUUGCCCCCUGCCCCACCAUAGGCGUAGCUUGAUGUCUGUGUUUGGGGGGCAGCGCCAGUCUGGCCAGUGGGGCUGUGCAUGGAGGGGCAAAUGCUGCACCUGCCCUCAGGCUUCCAGUUUGGGGGGGGCAAUGCCCCCCAUUCACUCCCCCCAAACUAUGCCCAUGCUCCCCACCGCUUGCACCAUGCACCUGCCGGGUCCAGCAGGGAGACAGAGGGUGGUUUCUGUUACUUACUUUGAGCCAGCCAUCAUAUGCUGCAGAGGACGCUCUCAGAGCAAGGAGCACAGACCCUCGCCUGGAGAGAACCAGCCUCUGAGGUUAUUUUUUAAACAGGAAAUUUCAGUGGAAACAGGUGAAUUUGACAGGAAUAGCAGCCCGCAUCUGUGCUGCCAAGCCCCCACCUCCCUGCUCCCUGCAGAAAGAGCAGCCUCUGAAACUGAUUGGAAACAAACAUGAAACUGACCAGCAGCCCCUGUUUUCAGGUUGGGAAAGUGAACAAUACAGAGAAGCAAAUUAGAUAUUUUUACAUGCUUCCUGUGUUAAUAUUAACGAUCUAAAGGGUGAUGAGUGCCGCAGAUAAGGAAAUCCAUAGCCACUGGGCCGGACAGCCUUCUCUUCAAGCAGGAAAUGCUUCCAUUUGGGUCAGUGCAGAGCAGGCCAGAAAUGAAACCCGAUCGGAUGUGCUAAAGGGAAAGAAAAAAACCAGGAAUUUGGCAUCCAUUUCAUAGUGUCCCCCCAUCCUCCCUGCCAGAGUACGGAAAGCAGUAGAAUUAUAAAGCAAAGCAAACGGAGUCUCCCCUAGAAUAGACCACAGUACCCCUCGAUACGGGCUUCUCUACAGCAUCACUGGCGGUUGGCACCAGGCCAUUUUUUCAAGCAAUCUUUUCUUUGGUGGGGGGGGCCACAAAUUAAAACCAAAAUUAUUUUCUUUCCUAAUUUCCUAUGGGUUGGAUGGGUAAAAUACGUCCUCCCAGCAUUUGAUAAUAACGUUCCUCCCCUCUGGAAAAGAGGGGAAAUUAAGAAAAAGUGUGUAGGGAAAAAAAUCCCACUUGGCAAACAGACCCUGAGCAGGUGUCCACACCAGAACUGGAUACAGCACAUGCCACCCGUGGACUCGCUGCCCCAGACAACCUUAAUGCGCAGUGAUUUGCAAAUCUCCGGCCUUGUGUCCAUAGCACCCUGCUCAACCAGGGACCAUGCCACACCAGAGCCAGCAGCUCUGCUUGGCUGGCUCCAGGCCAGUGUUGGUCCAGGGAACAGUUCAGUGCAAUUGGCCUGAAUUAAUGCAAGGGCCUGUCCACCAGCCUGGCUGCUCCUGGUGUGUCGAGACACAGGGGCAGGGUUCUGCUAGGGAUAACGGUCUGUGUAGGACGGUCUGGUUUGCCAAGGCAUGUCGAUAAAUUGUGUAGAUUUGUACAUUAUUUAUUAUAAAAUAUAUGGCUGUGUUUUCAUCA